AUGGAGACGAUGUACUGGCUCGAGGACGUACUUGUCAGUCUUGCACUGGUGGUUGACGGUGAGUCCAUCACGAAGGCCGCUACCCGGGGAAUCGAGCAGGGACGCGCCAACUUUCAGAUCGUCAUCUUAUCCCUCUUCGAAGUGGCCUUUGCAGGAGUCUCCUUUGAUGUUGAUGUGGGGCCAUUCAUUAAAGUCAGCGAUGCUGUCGAUCUCUCGCCUCUGCGUCCAGAUUAUUGCGCGAGCACACCUCCGCGCGAGCGACCGGAGCUGAACCCUGGGAUGCAGGUUCGGCGCCGGCGCAGUGAACUCAUCAUGAGGUCAAACUGCACUGGUACAAUCCGAAGACUACGAAGCCAGUUCCCCGGACUCGCAGCGCUUGUCGACUUCUUCGAAAUCACCGCGAGCCGCCACGCAGCAUCCAAAUCGGCAGGCAUUCUCCCGAGUAGCUGUACGACAUGGUCUUGGACUUUGUCGAUUAUGAUAGUGGAAGACCUGCUUGCUGGUAUCGACUGUGGUUCGUGCUUGCUGCCUCCGCAAGUAUAG
Penicillium egyptiacum is the source of this 543-nucleotide messenger RNA. NCBI's taxonomy places the organism in Eukaryota, Fungi, Ascomycota, Eurotiomycetes, Eurotiales, Aspergillaceae. The record is from the annotation of a GenBank genome assembly.